UUUCAUUACUUUAUAAGACUCCUAUUCUCUCUCUUUCUCGCUUUUUUUUUUGUUCUUCUUUCCUCCUUUAAUCUUAUAUUUAUAUAAAUAUAUAAAAUGCUUAAAAAGCAAUACUAUACUUCAAAUGAUUUACAUGAGCAAACACGACGUCUGAUGAAUGAAAUUGAAGAAUUAAGACUUGAAAGAGAAGAAUCAAAAAAGAAUGUUUUACAUUUUAUUAGAGAAGCAGACUUAAUUCGACAGGAAUUAGAAAGGGCACAAGCUCUUAUUCAACAACUGACUUUUUAUAAGAAUCGGUAUGAUGAUAAACAAUUUAUGUUAUUUUCAAAGCUAAGCCAAUUAGGUGACACUAAAAUCAAACAACUGUUUGACUUACUCGAGGACAAUAACAACGAAAAGAAGAAAAAUAAUGAUUUCCUUGCUCGAGAAGAAAUGACAUUAUCGUCUAAUAGUAAUAAUCGUGUUGCAUUAAAGAAAAAGAGAGAAAGCUUAAAGACGAUAACGAAAAACAUAUGCUGUUAUUGUAAAAAAGAAUUUAAAAAAGACACGUCAUUAUUAUCACCACCACCACCACCACCACCACCACAGCAGCAGCAGCAGCAGCAGCAGGGCAAUGUUACACAUCAUUUAACAAUAGAAGAGUUGUGUACUUUCAAUCACAGUGAAUCAUUAUCGGCAACAAAGCCUGACGAACAGCAUAAAUUAAUAAAAAAGGAAGAUUGGCAGCAUGAUAAUAAAAUAAAAAUGCAGCAGAAUAGGAAAUUAGAUUUAUUAGAACAAGCGAAAGAUAGAGAAAAUAAUUUAAAAACUAUUAAUAAAAUGCUUCGAGAAGAGAUUCGUAAAUUAAAUAAAACAAGAGUAGAUACAACCAUUAAUGUAGAAUAUCUUCGUAAUGUUAUAAUUAAAUUUUUAGAAAGACAAAAUACAAGAGCUCAACUGGUACCUAUCCUAUCUACCUUGUUGAAAUGUUCCACAGAAGAUCAAACAAGGUUAAGUCGACUUGUAAGAAACAAGUUGACGUCUUAUUGACUUUAUGGGAAAUAAUAUAUAUUUUUAUAUAAUAAAAUUGUUACUCUAUUAUGGGCUAUAGACUAUUUAUUAUACAAGGGUCUAUUAUGCAUCAUCCUAAUGAGAGGCUGUUAUUAUACACACGAUAUUCAUAUAAAAAGAGAAAAAAAAAUAAUAAUAAUUUAAUCAUCUAUUCUUUGAAUUAUAUUAUUAGUUUAAAAAAAA
Molecule: messenger RNA, 1233 nt
Organism: Cokeromyces recurvatus
Lineage: Eukaryota; Fungi; Mucoromycota; Mucoromycetes; Mucorales; Mucoraceae
Exons: 4
Coding region: 97-1029 (310 amino acids)
Source: RefSeq, a predicted model, not a curated record